GAUUGGCUUGUUGUGCUGGGAGGGCGCUUUUUGAGCGCGGCCGCUUCACACCUCGCAGCCCGGCCAGCCACUUCGAGUUCGCACUUACUGUUCCUGUCCCACCGAAGAUGUCGGACAAGGUCAGCAAGAAGGUCGCUGAGCUUGCGCCGGAUGGCUUGCAACCGGGACAAUUUCUGCCUGCAGAGGCCGUGGAAGAGUGGCAGCCUGCGGUGCUGGUGGAGGGCUCUUUGCAGCUCAACGUGAGGAUCUCGGAGCAGGAUCCCCUGCCAGCUGCGGCUGUCAUGGAGUUGCUCAAG
Symbiodinium necroappetens is the source of this 296-nucleotide messenger RNA. Lineage: Eukaryota; Dinophyceae; Suessiales; Symbiodiniaceae. The record is from the annotation of a GenBank genome assembly.